Messenger RNA from Lithohypha guttulata, 1551 nucleotides. RefSeq lists its product as uncharacterized. The coding region runs from base 1 to 1551 and encodes 516 amino acids. The record is from RefSeq and is a predicted model, not a curated record. Lineage: Eukaryota; Fungi; Ascomycota; Eurotiomycetes; Chaetothyriales; Trichomeriaceae. The transcript has 3 exons.
AUGGGUAAGCAGCCUGCAGCGAUCAUCAUCGUGAGAUUAGACCAAGCAGACACUUCAUGGAGAGCCACCGCAGAUUUCCCAUGGGACUCACCUUUGACUUAUGGUGGCUGGAUCCAGUGCCAGACACUUGGUGCGAGGAUAGACAAAGAGCUUCAGCUGAUCGCCAACCAGAUAUCUCCGGAUGAUCUAUCGUGGGAAGAAGACGGAGUGUCUGUGGAGCGUCCCAAGAAGAAGAGAAGGAUCAUCAUACAUACUUCUCCCUACAAACGAUGUAUUCAAACUUCGAUCGCCAUUGCGGCAGGUCUCAAAUAUCCUCAGCCCGAACAUGUACGCCCCGUAUUAAACCCUCACCAGACGGCCAACACUGCAACGAAUAAGCCUGAGUCUGUUCCUGCGACCUCAAAUGGCAACGGGGUUCACAGCAUGCCCGCAAACACAUUCCAAGGAAAUAUAGAGAAGGACAAGAUUGCCCUCAAGGUCGACCCCUGGCUGAGUGAAUGGUUGUCGACAGGCUAUUUCGAAGAGGACGGUCCUCCUCCUCCAAGCGAGAAGAUUGUGGAAAGAGCAAAGGAGACACUGACCCGACCUAUAGAAGAGAUCAGAGGUGCAGAUUUGUCGGCUUUUCUACCUAUCCCCGAAACACCUGAUCCUGAUGACGCCGAUAAGGAGAACGAACUCAAGCAAACGCUGCAAGAGAAGGGAGGUCUGCGUGCCAUGGCUGCCGCUGGUCAUGCACUUCCUCAUCGGAACCGUACCAUAUCCUUCAAUUUCGAGAAAGGCAGUCUCAGAAGUCAGUUAGGUCAAAAGCUACGACAACGAGCCAGGACUUCAGUGGUGUACAGCCCACCUGUGCCGCAGUACGCAUUGGCACCACAAGACUCUAUCCCCGCAGGUUAUGUCGCCCAUGCUCGAGACGCCUGUGUGAGUUCUGAUUUGAAUUGGGAUAGCAUCGCCAUGGGCUGGGGUGAUGCUGGUACCUAUCCAGAAGAAUGGAGCGCUAUGCACGUGAGAUUUCGAGUGGGUCUUCAAAAAAUGCUUGUUUACUACCAGGACGACUAUCAGGCUCAUGGUGGAGAAGAGGACCAAGACAAUAUUGGAGACGACGUAAUCCUUGUACUUGUCACUCAUCAAGCUGGUGCAAAUGCACUUAUCAGACUGGUCACGGGAGCUCCUGCCUUGCACGAUUUCGGCGGCCUGUCCUACAUCGACUACCCUCACUGGCAGGAACUAGCCAUUCACCACUCGGCUACGAUCGAGAGUCAAGACGAAAUUCUCGUCGCGGGUCGCUCGACCUCGGCCUCGCCGACGACUUUGAAAUGCGCAUUAUUGCCUCAACAGACCACUUACGCUACGGAUCCAAUCCACUCGGCCUCAAUUCGCCACGUUUUCGACCGAGUCCUGCUGUUGCAGCUCGCAAAGGUACUGGCAGCGACAACCUCGAUGGUUUCUCUAUUGGAGAUCCACUGGCUUGGCGCUCGAAUACCUCUUCCAAUCCCUCACGAACUGUAUCUUCACGCGGACGAACCGGCGAUUCCACGAGACCAGCCAUAA